AUGGCUCAGCAGCUUGGGUACAAUGAGGCUGUUGGCUCAGCCAUGGGCAGAGGGGACGAGGGGUGGGGCAGGAUGAGGCCCCUGGACGCCUGGUGCUGGGUGGCAAUGCUGCUCCUCGCUCUCUUCGCCGAUGUCACCGGCAGUCGCCGCGGGGCCGGUGGCCGAGCCGGUGGCCGAGGAGGUGGCGGGGGUCUCCGGGGGGGUUUUCGGGCCAUCUCCCGUGGCACCGGCGGCACUCCGGGCCGUGGCUCCAAGGUGGCGGGUGCCAUCGCUGCCGGUGCUGCCGCCGGGUACGGAAUGGGUCUUUUGGGUCGCCCGCGGCCAUCGCGCCUGGGUCACGGCAUCCCGGUGGCCCGGCAGCCUUCGUCGGCGGGGGGGUUUCACGCCCCGAGUUGGCCGGACCUGGGUGGCAAGCGAGGAACCCCCAGCCCAGCCCCUCGCCCCGGGGCCACCAUCUCCGCGCUGCUCUUGGGCUCCACCGCCUGCAUCCUCCUGCAGCGCUGA
This is a messenger RNA of Calypte anna (Anna's hummingbird), 504 nucleotides long. RefSeq names its product shadow of prion protein-like. The transcript has 2 exons. NCBI's taxonomy places the organism in Eukaryota, Metazoa, Chordata, Aves, Apodiformes, Trochilidae. The record is from RefSeq and is a predicted model, not a curated record. Bases 1 to 504 code for a protein of 167 amino acids.